AAAGUGCGGUGGACCACCAGUAGCUGCAUCUUUCUCUUGGAAUCCUGGGAAAACAAACAGUUCGAUUCAAGACCGAUGGAAGCAAACGUACACUGAGAAGACACCUGAAGCACCAAAGGUCACUCCUCAACCGCCUGUAUCAACUAUAUCAACUGGUCAAAGCUCAGUCAAGCCUACAACAACAUCCGUCACGCCCGUUCGGCGCUUUCCACGACCGCUUAACAGUGGCAACACCACUCAAUUGAACACUCGAAUAUCAGCACACAUCUCAGCUGCUACCGUCGAGAGAACACCAUCUCACACUAGACAAGGGUCCUAUGCAGAAGCGCUCGCUGACGCGCUCGAUUCGUCGCCGUCGAGUAACCCCAUCUUGGACGACGGUGUCGCUCUUUCCAAGGUCUACGGGUCGGUCCUACAAAACCCCGAAACUCUAAAGACAUAUCAGUGUGCCGACU
Messenger RNA from Acaulospora colombiana, 455 nucleotides. Lineage: Eukaryota; Fungi; Glomeromycota; Glomeromycetes; Diversisporales; Acaulosporaceae. The record is from the annotation of a GenBank genome assembly.